Molecule: messenger RNA, 2160 nt
Organism: Lithohypha guttulata
Lineage: Eukaryota; Fungi; Ascomycota; Eurotiomycetes; Chaetothyriales; Trichomeriaceae
Gene: MAM3
Product: cell agglutination protein Mam3
Exons: 2
Coding region: 1-2160 (719 amino acids)
Biological process (GO): magnesium ion homeostasis
Source: RefSeq, a predicted model, not a curated record
AUGAGUACGACACAGAAUCGAUUCCUCCUGGGCCGGCCCAUUGUGUUGGGUCUGUCUAAAGUUCUCUUCCUCGCGUUGGGUCAACUUCCAGUUGUUCAAGCAGUUCCUGUACACGCAUCUCAGCUUCUGCAUUCACUUGCGGGAAAACCCGACCCCAAACCUCCUGGUGAUCCUAAACUAUGGAUAUACCUUGCAGUUGCUGCAGCUCUUGUUCUACUGGGUGGAGCUUUUGCAGGUUUGACCAUUGCUUUGAUGGGUCAGGAUGAGAUAUAUUUACAGGUCAUUGAAGACUCGGGCGAGGGUGCCGAGAGAAAAAAUGCAGGAAAGGUCUUGAGAUUGUUGAAGAGGGGAAAGCACUGGGUUCUAGUAACCCUCCUUCUGAGCAACGUCAUUACCAAUGAGACACUACCUAUUGUUCUUGAUCGGUCUUUGGGAGGUGGCUGGCCAGCUGUCUUAGGCUCAACGGUACUAAUCGUUAUCUUCGGCGAAAUUGUCCCUCAGUCCAUCUGUGUCCGAUACGGCCUACCAAUUGGUGCAUGGAUGUCCCCAUUCGUCCUCGGCCUGAUGUACAUCAUGAGUCCUGUUGCAUGGCCAACUGCAAAACUACUGGACUGGCUAUUGGGUGAAGAUCAUGGAACAACCUAUAAGAAAGCGGGACUAAAGACACUGGUCUCUCUUCACCGAAGUAUGGGAGAAGCUGGACAACGACUGCAUGCAGACGAGGUCACCAUUAUCAGCGCUGUCCUUGACCUCAAGGAAAAGAAUAUAGGCAGUAUUAUGACUCCUAUGGCUGAUGUAUUCACUCUCUCCCUGGACGACGUUCUCGACGAGGAGACCAUGGAUGACAUCCUCUCUCAAGGAUAUUCCAGAGUUCCUGUUCACCAUCCGGACAAUGACGAAAACUUUGUGGGUAUGUUGCUAGUCAAGAUGCUUAUCACUUAUGACCCUGAAGAUGCCAAACCCGUGCGAGAAUUUGCCUUGGCGACACUGCCAGAAACAAGUCCAAGGACCAGCUGUUUGGAUAUUGUCAACUUCUUUCAGGAGGGAAAGUCCCACAUGGUUCUUGUUUCGGACCAUCCUGGAGAGGAUCAUGGUGCUCUAGGAGUCGUCACCCUCGAAGAUGUAAUUGAAGAGCUUAUUGGUGAAGAGAUUAUCGACGAGUCUGAUGUCUUCGUUGACGUCCACAAAGCCAUUCGUCGUAUGACCCCAGCCCCACGCACACGUGUUCCGAGACCUGCCAACGACACGAAGACAAGCAGAGCUGUCGCCACAGACCUCGUCGACAUCAGUGAAGAUCAAACUUUAGAGGCUGCCGACAUGCGCCGUCAUUCGAACCAGGAUCUGGACACGACAAAGCCUCCCAAUGGACAGAGACGGCUAAGCAACAACAGCGUGAUUGCCGAUUCAAAGACGAAACAACGAGCAAAUAUUGAUAAAGAACAUCUGAAGCAUCUAGGACCUUCGAAUCUCGCUAGCCGACCCAAGACCACUCGCUAUGCAUCGGUCAAGAUAAAGCCAGGUACUGAUGGUACCAGCCCUGCUCCAUUACAACGCGAAACCCCCGUUCGUCGCAUAUCGGAAGGCAACUCAGAAUAUGCGACAGGCAUUGGCGAAGGGCUACUUCGUUCUGGUGGUAAGGACGCCAGCGAUGGGGUGCAAGCACUUGUUCAAGACUAUGGCUCUAUCGCAAAGUCACCCUCGCAGACACGUCCGGUGAGCGCCGACAAAGCUAAAGAAUCGAAUGGCCACGCAGAUACGGACUCGUCCCCGAAGCAAUCAGACUCAAUCCUUCGACCGCCAGCUCGCAGCGCUGAAAGCCACGACACCAUCUCAGAUCUGCCUAAUAACCAACGUCCCCACAGCCCCUUCUACAACCGAACUCCAGCCAGAAGUGGUAGUAUUACAGAAAACAUCGUAGACACAAACGGAAUUCGGAAAGUCGUGCUUGAGACUACAUCAAGUAGUGACACGAAUGAUGAAGAUAGCAACGACAAGUCGCAUUCCAAGAACGAACAAUCCAACUCUCAAAAAGGUUCCUCCCAAUCAAACAACCAGGAUCAAGAACAGAAUGAGGAGGCUGGCAACAAGAAGAGACGAAGACGCAAGAAGCGUAAUGGAAAAACCGGUGAAACAGAGCCAUUAUUGAGCGAGCAGAAAUAG